GGAAGCGAGGAGGAGAGGAAGCGAGGAAGCUUCAAACAGAAAGUAGAGGAGCUUCAGCUUCGGGGAAAAGUACAUCAAAUUACUCCUUUACAGCCAAGGAUAAUUCCAUUCACAGGAUAAAAUGUCUCGCCGAUAUGAUUCCCGGACAACCAUAUUUUCUCCUGAAGGGCGCCUGUAUCAGGUGGAGUAUGCCAUGGAGGCAAUCGGUCAUGCUGGAACGUGUCUUGGCAUUCUAGCAAAUGACGGAGUGCUGCUAGCAGCCGAGAGACGCAACAUCCACAAGCUGCUGGAUGAGGUCUUUUUCUCAGAGAAGAUCUACAAGCUCAACGAAGACAUGGCCUGCAGUGUUGCUGGAAUCACAUCAGAUGCUAAUGUACUGACAAAUGAACUGCGGCUAAUUGCACAGAGAUAUUUAUUGCAGUACCAGGAGCCAAUCCCCUGUGAGCAGUUGGUGACAGCUCUGUGUGACAUCAAGCAAGCCUACACACAGUUUGGAGGGAAGAGGCCAUUUGGUGUUUCUCUGCUGUACAUGGGCUGGGACAAACACUACGGCUUCCAGCUGUACCAGAGUGACCCCAGCGGCAACUAUGGAGGCUGGAAAGCAACCUGCAUCGGCAACAACAGCGCUGCUGCAGUGUCCAUGUUGAAGCAGGACUACAAAGAGGGAGAGAUGUCUCUGUCCUCUGCUCUGGCCUUGGCCGUCAAAGUUCUUAACAAAACGAUGGAUGUCAGCAAGCUCUCAGCAGAGAAAGUGGAAAUUGCCACCCUGACUCGGGAAAAUGGAAAAACAAAGAUCAAGGUGUUGAAACAGAAAGAAGUAGAAGAGCUCAUCAAGCGGCACGAAGCUGAGGAGGCCAAGGCUGAAAAAGACAAGAAGGAGAAGGAACAGAAAGAGAAGGACAAAUGAGCGAAAUAGUUGUUUUUCUUCCUUAGUUCACUGAAUCCUGUAUUGUUUUGUCUUUUACAUUAAAAGUUUGAUAACUGA
Messenger RNA from Scomber japonicus (chub mackerel), 985 nucleotides. RefSeq names its product proteasome subunit alpha type-4. The record is from RefSeq and is a predicted model, not a curated record. Bases 122 to 907 code for a protein of 261 amino acids. NCBI's taxonomy places the organism in Eukaryota, Metazoa, Chordata, Actinopteri, Scombriformes, Scombridae. Gene Ontology annotation, biological process: ubiquitin-dependent protein catabolic process. The transcript is spliced from 9 exons. Gene Ontology annotation, cellular component: cytosol; nucleus; proteasome core complex.